AUGUUAUCAUACAUAUUUUUAGUCAUCAUAUCUUUUUAUUUUUUACCCAUACAUUUCGUGGCAAGCCAGGAUAAUUCCAAUAGUAUAGCAAAUGAAACUGUUUCUAGGAAUAAUGAUAAUGACAACAAUAUUGCACCUCAGGUGACUACAAUACUUGCACCUUCUAUAUCAUCAACAUUUUAUACCCCUGCCUUAUCUACUCCCCUUUCUUCCGCAAUAACAUAUCUUUUCACUAGAUCUUCAAUAAAUAGUGCUAUGAAUCUUUUUGAUUCGUCUAGUGUUUCUAAUACACAUACCAUAAGUGUUGGCACAACUCUAUCCACUUCUCUACGAGAUUCCUCCUCAUUAUCUACUAUUGCUUCUUUUCAAAACUCUGUUUUAUCCAACAUCCAAACCUCUGAUUCUUCAGUUACUGUCUCGAUAUCUUCUUUAUCUUCGUCUACUACCCAAGCAUACACAUCAUCAUCAACAACUUUAUCAACCUCUAGUUAUCCAGCUAUUUCCUCGUCUAAUUUCAUGUUCUCAACCACGUUACCUUCAUCUUCAACUUUAUCACCGUCUUCAUCAUUAUUUUCCUCUUCAGCUCUUGUGGGAGCCAUUUCAAGUUUAAGUUUUACUUCCUCUAGUUUUUCACAAAUAUCAUCAUCUUCUUCUUCUUCUUCCUCUACUAUUAUCACUUUAUCUUCAUCCUCCACUAACUUCAUAUUAUCAUCAUCCUCAUCUAGUUCCAUUCCAUCUUCAUCCUCUACCACUUUUAUUCAGUCUACAUCUUCAUUUUCAACUUCUAUUUCGUUUUUAACCACUACUAGUUCGUCCUCAUCUUCUUUAACAUCUUCAACCUCACAAUUUUCCUCUUUUUCCUCUUAUUCAGAGAGUUCAACAACCAGGAGAUCUACGUCAACAUUAUCUCGUAGGAGUGUGACAACCACUAGUUCCACAACUCAAACCUCCGACAGCUAUUUGUCUUCUGGUAUAACAAUCACAAGUAUUAUUCAAGGUGUGACUAUCCUGUCAAAUCAUUACACAACAAUUACUCUAUCCCCAACCGUUUCAUCGAAUGCGCAUUCAAACUUAAAUCGAUCUUCGAAUCAUGGAUUAUCCAAAAAAAAUAAAAAGAUUGUAUUGGGUUGCUGUUUGGGUAUAGGAAUCCCACUUCUCUUAGUUUUCCUAUGUUUGAUCUAUUAUUUCUUUAUUAGACAAAGAAAAGAAAGUUAUAUCAAUUCAGAUGGCCAGAUAGUGACGACAUUUAAAGCUAACCCAUUGUUACAGUUAUGGAAUCAAAUAAUUGGUAAGCAUCCAGACACUAAUAUUAUAACUACAAAUUUAUCCAAUAAGAAUAAAAGAUUAUCAAAAUCUAAUGCAAAUUCUAAACGUAGUAGUACCAUCGAUGAAAUAAGUAAUGCCGAUAUAAAUAACCAUGCACAUCAUCAUUUAACAGGUUCUCCAUUAAAUCAAAGUGAUAAAUUUUAUCACAGUAGCACAUCUGAUGAUGAUGCAUUCGAAAUAUCGCUAAGUGAUUCAAGCGAUAACAACAAUAAUUAUAAUAACUUAAAAGAAAAACGAGCAUCAUCUAAUUCAGAUCCGUUGAACAACCAGACAAUGUUUUCUGAUGAAAGUUUACCUGAUAACAUGUACACUAGAUUCAUAGAAAGGUUUGAUAACGGUUCAUAUAAUGGCAGUGACAAUAUUCCUAAUAAUGAUAAUGAUAAUCAUGAUGCAUAUUAUUUUGGUGAAAAUGACGAUGGAGAUAAUGAAGAUUAUAGUUCACAUAGAGUUUUAAACGUUACAAAUUAUUAA
Arxiozyma heterogenica is the source of this 1797-nucleotide messenger RNA. It is a transcript of the gene MTL1, whose product is annotated as Mtl1p. Bases 1 to 1797 code for a protein of 598 amino acids. The transcript has a single exon. NCBI's taxonomy places the organism in Eukaryota, Fungi, Ascomycota, Saccharomycetes, Saccharomycetales, Saccharomycetaceae. The record is from RefSeq and is a predicted model, not a curated record.